AUGGAACGGGCCAAUAAAAUUUACCACUCGUCGCGGAACUUUAUGUUCAAAUAUAUUCUGGCGUUUCUGUGGACCAGCUUUAAUUUUUUCAUAUUCUGUAAGGCAUUCAGCAAUUACCACCAUGAUGCACAAUACUUCUAUCUUAGUCGAAUUCUCGGGAAUGGUUUGUGUGUGUCGCGUGGAACGGCUCCCGUACUUAACGUUACGAUGGCGCUCAUAACUCUACCUACGUGCAAAACGUUUAACUCACUACUCCACGCCAUCUUCGGAAGGUGUUCUAUGCGGCUCCUGAUUCACUAUUUGGAAAAGACAAAAGUAUUGCAUCUACUUCUUGGGUUCAGUCUGUUGAUUGUGGCACUCAUCCACAGUGUGGCUCACUUCGUAAAUAUAAUUAAUUUCGUUGGCAAUUACGAUGAACGCUAUCGUGAGAUCAAUUGGGCGAAUGGACCGGACGACAGUGUCGCCCGUUUACUGUUUACGACCCCGACGGGAUUUUCCGGAUGCAUUAUGCUGCUGACCCUGUUUGCCAUCGCAUUCCUGGCAAGACGAUCGGUACGGGAUCGUUUUUACAACAGUUUUCUUACCACGCACCAUCUAUUUCUGGUCUUCUAUGGACUGAUGUUUUAUCAUCCGCUCAGCAAUAUCAUUAAACAUCAAACGAACACCGAUAAGCACCGGAUCGCUUGCGACCUACUGGACAAUGUUACACUCCACAGCAACGAGGACCUUAUGGUGCUAUGCGAAGAGCCACCCAAGUUUGGGGUCGGUUUUAAACGUGCCUGGAUUUGGCCGUUGGUAGGGUUGCUGGUCUAUCUGGUCGACCUUAGCUACCGCCACCUUACAUCGCACUCCGAUCGCUACCGGGUCACGAUGGUGCAGAGCUACACGAUGGCGGGUCGGGCGGUGCAUCUUCGUCUCCAAUUCCUGCGGAAGUCGACGGUAAAGGUUCGGCCCGGGCAGUACGUUUUGCUUCAGUGUCCCUCGAUUUCGGCCCUCGAAUGGCAUCCGUUCACCAUAACCGAGCUACCAACGGACACCAGCAACAAUCUUACUCUAACGAUCAAAGUUCGAGGUGAUUGGACAGAGGAACUGUACGAGAGAAUUGGCCAACGGGAGCAUGCCAGACGUAACGUUGGAGAAAUGGAUCCAUACGGACGAAUGAAUUUUCUCCUGGAUGGACCAUAUCCGUCGGUUAUGAGUUCCAUGCUCGAUUACAAACGAAUUCUUUUUAUCGGAGCUGGUAUUGGCAUAACGCCAUUUGUUACGAUCAUGCGGCUACUGUUAAGCUCAAACAUUGAAUAUCCGGUUAGAGUACAUCUCGUUUGGAUCGCUCGAAGCAUGGAAUCGUUUCUUUGGUUUACGGACGAGAUCGCACGACUGCAAGAGAAGCUCUGGAGACAAAACAAACCGGACCGAUUUUGGGUAAAACUCUACUGGACGCAAAACUUUGAUGAAAAUCUGCUCGUCGAGUGUUUCGGUGAUAUGCCGUCGAUUAUUUCACGCAUGCACAAAGGUAGACCAAACUGGGACGACAUAUUCAUCGAUCUUGUUACUCUCUAUCCCAAGAAAUCCGUAUCGGUGUUUAGCUGUGGACCGAAAGAGCUGACGAAAGAGAUACGGGCCAAGUGUAAGGAGUACAGUAAACAUGGGUGCAACCUCAACUACUUUCACGAAGGAUUUGGAUGA
This is a messenger RNA of Anopheles coustani, 1686 nucleotides long. Its product is annotated as NADPH oxidase 4-like. The transcript has 10 exons. Bases 1 to 1686 code for a protein of 561 amino acids. Gene Ontology annotation, cellular component: NADPH oxidase complex; plasma membrane. NCBI's taxonomy places the organism in Eukaryota, Metazoa, Arthropoda, Insecta, Diptera, Culicidae. Gene Ontology annotation, molecular function: superoxide-generating NAD(P)H oxidase activity. The record is from RefSeq and is a predicted model, not a curated record. Gene Ontology annotation, biological process: defense response; superoxide anion generation.